This is a messenger RNA of Leopardus geoffroyi (Geoffroy's cat), 3085 nucleotides long. RefSeq names its product kinesin light chain 4 (gene KLC4). The record is from RefSeq and is a predicted model, not a curated record. The transcript has 16 exons. Gene Ontology annotation, molecular function: kinesin binding. Gene Ontology annotation, cellular component: membrane-bounded organelle; kinesin complex; cytoplasm. The coding region runs from base 828 to 2678 and encodes 616 amino acids. NCBI's taxonomy places the organism in Eukaryota, Metazoa, Chordata, Mammalia, Carnivora, Felidae. Gene Ontology annotation, biological process: axo-dendritic transport.
GAAAAACUCCGCCCCCCCGCGAUUCUUCCCGCCCCUCGGCGUCCAGACAGACAGACAGACGGCCUGCCCCGCCCCCUGCUCUACCGACGGACUCAUCGACCUCGGGAUUCUCAGGUCCCUGGGUCCUCGCUCGUGACGCGGACAUCCGCCGCCCACCCGCACCUCUCCCCCGCGCCCCCGCCCAUCUCAUUCUGUCCCCACCCUGGGCCCCAGGGCAGGUCGACCGGCUGGGUCACUUCUCCGACCGCUUUCCCAGGCGGGGAGAUCAACUCCCAGCGCAGUGUUUCCCUGUAACCCUGCAGCCGCUCUGUAGACCUGCCAUUCUUCCCUGCAUCAUCAGGCGUCUGAGAGGCACCCUAAGGUGACUUCUCUCAGAGCCUGUUAGUAGGUGGUCAUCACAGAGACAAAGCCAUGAAAGUGAAUGGGUCAGGAGUGACCAGGUCUUUCUCCUCACCCUUUCCCAGACACGCCCCUUGCCGCAGAUCUCAGAUCAAGUCUCACUCCCUUCUUGGGAGAAAAUAGCUCCCCAGGCCUAGGGUGGGACGUUGGCUCCGCGAAGGAAGAGGGACACACUGGUCGCCUUUGAAGGCCUGUAGGUAGAGAGAGGGAGGGUGCUUGCCCUGAGUAGGGCUCUGUGCCAGGUCCUCUGGGUGGCUGUGAGGUGGUGAGAGAAGGGGUGGGAACGCUGGACUUCUGGACUUUGGGCAGGGCAGAUCCUUGUGAGUCCCUGGCUACUGAAAGAGUUUCUUCCGGGCUCUGGCCUGAGCGCCACAGCCGAGGGCUCUGCUCUGUGUACCUACCGCCCAGGCAAGGUCCCCGUGGCCAAGAUGUCAGGCCUGGUGUUGGGGCAGCGGGAUGAGCCUGCAGGGCACAGGCUCAGCCAGGAGGAGAUCCUGGGAAGUACCCGGCUGGUGAGCCAAGGGCUGGAGGCCCUACACAGUGAACAUCAGGCUGUCCUGCAAAGUCUGUCCCAUACCAUCGAGUGUCUGCAGCAAGGAGGCCAUGAAGAAGGGCUGGUGCAUGAGAAGGCUCGGCAGCUGCGACGUUCCAUGGAGAACAUCGAGCUGGGGCUGAGUGAGGCCCAGGUGAUGCUGGCUUUGGCCAGCCACCUGAGCACAGUGGAGUCGGAGAAACAGAAACUGCGGGCUCAGGUACGGCGGCUGUGUCAGGAGAACCAGUGGCUCCGGGACGAGCUGGCGGGCACCCAGCAGCGGCUGCAGCGUAGCGAACAGGCUGUGGCUCAGCUGGAGGAGGAAAAGAAGCACCUGGAGUUCCUGGGGCAGCUGCGACAGUAUGACGAGGACGGGCACACCGCGGAAGAGAAGGAGGGUGAUGCCACCAAGGAUUCCCUGGAUGAUCUCUUCCCCAACGAGGAGGAAGAAGACCCCAGCAAUGGCUUGUCCCGUGGCCAGGGUGCCCAGCACAGCGGAUAUGAGAUCCCGGCGAGGUUACGGACACUGCACAACUUGGUGAUCCAGUAUGCUGCCCAGGGACGCUAUGAGGUGGCUGUGCCUCUCUGCAAGCAGGCACUGGAGGACUUGGAGCGCACAUCUGGCCGCGGCCACCCUGAUGUCGCGACCAUGCUCAACAUCCUUGCUUUGGUGUAUCGGGACCAGAAUAAGUAUAAGGAAGCUGCCCACCUGCUGAAUGAUGCCCUCAGCAUCCGGGAGAGCACCCUGGGCCGGGACCACCCUGCAGUGGCUGCCACACUCAACAAUCUGGCUGUGCUCUAUGGCAAGAGGGGCAAAUACAAGGAGGCGGAGCCACUGUGCCAACGUGCACUGGAGAUUCGAGAAAAGGUCCUAGGCACUGACCACCCAGAUGUGGCAAAGCAGCUGAACAACCUGGCCCUGUUGUGCCAAAACCAGGGCAAGUACGAGGCCGUGGAGCGCUAUUACCGGCGGGCACUGGCCAUCUAUGAGGGGCAGCUGGGGCCGGACAACCCUAACGUAGCCCGGACCAAGAACAACCUGGCUUCCUGUUACUUGAAACAGGGCAAAUAUGCUGAGGCUGAGACGCUCUACAAAGAGAUCCUGACCCGGGCCCACCUGCAGGAGUUUGGGUCUGUGGACGAUGACCACAAGCCCAUCUGGAUGCAUGCAGAGGAGCGGGAGGAAAUGAGCAAAAGCCGGCACCGAGAGGGCGGCACACCCUAUACUGAGUACGGAGGCUGGUACAAGGCCUGCAAAGUGAGCAGCCCCACAGUAAACACCACUCUGAGAAACCUAGGAGCUCUGUACAGGCGCCAGGGAAAGCUGGAGGCAGCCGAGACCCUAGAAGAAUGUGCCCUGCGCUCCCAGAAACAGGGUACUGACCCUAUCAGUCAGACCAAGGUGGCUGAGCUACUUGGGGAAGGUGACAGUGGAAGGACCUCCCAGGAGGGCUCUGGGGGCAGCGUGAAAUAUGAAGGAGGUGAAGAUGCUUCUGUGGCUGUGGAGUGGUCAGGGGAUGGCAGUGGGACCCUGCAGAGGAGUGGUUCUCUGGGCAAGAUCCGGGAUGUGCUUCGUAGAAGCAGUGAACUCCUGGUGAGGAAGCUCCAGGGGACUGAGCCUCGGCCCUCCAGCAGCAACAUGAAGCGGGCAGCCUCCUUAAAUUAUCUGAAUCAACCCAGUGCAGCACCCCUCCAGGUCUCCCGGGGCCUCAGUGCCAGCACCACCAACCUCUCUUCAAGCAGCUGACAUUCAACCCACCCACCAAGUCUGCUGGGUCUCCCCCCAGACAGCCCUCUCAGCAUUCCCUAUUGCUCCUGGCUCUUCCAGCCCCAAGGUGGGACAGUGAAGGGAGAGCAGUUAACCAGAAGAUUGCUGCUGCCCUAGGGUCUUGGCUCCCUCCUCAGGAAUCUGCCUCAGGAAGGACCCUCAGGACAUCCUCUCCCCGUAGUCCUCUAGAGUAGCUAGCUCUGAGGCCCCCAAGAUGCAUAAGGAGCAGGUAUGCAUCUCAGAGAUGGAGCCUGCUGCUGGCUUUUCUGUCAGAGGGAUGGGGCUGGCCAGCCAGGCUGCCUUGAUCUGGCCUCUCUUGUUCCCUCUGCUGCCUCACUUCAGGUCCGUGUAUUUCACUUUUCUUAAAUAAAAGAAUCAGGUAACCA